GCUGGAGCGAGCGGCGGUUGCGCAUUGAGUGAGUGGAGGAGUUGCGAUGGAGGAGCGCAGAGAGCGGUCGGGGGUUUCGCUCAACCCCAGCGUGCGGCUGUUCGGUUGUGUCCUGGAGGGAUCAAAGAAAGAGUACAAGUUCAAGGUGCAAGAUGAUCCUAUGGCACAUCAACUUGUUCUGAAGACGGUGUGUGUGGGGCCUAACACAAAGGAUGAGCUGCAUGUUAUUGAACUGGAAGCCAUGAGUGCAAAUGGGAAAUUGAUCAAAAUGCCCUUGACUUCUCUGAAGCCGUCCGUUCUAACUACUAUGGGUCUGGGUGGAUUUGAGGUGUCUCCCCCAGUCCGUUUCCGCCUGAAGAGUGGCUCUGGUCCUGUUUACAUCAGUGGAGAGCAUAUCAUCGGUGUGCCUGAAUCAGAUUCUGAAUCUGAAGACGAACAUGUGAAAGCCCCCGCCAAGAAGGAGCCAGUGAAACGCAUAUCUUCACCCAUAGAGCCACCCGCAAAGAAAAUUGCAAAGUUAGAAAAGUCGACGAAAGCUAAAACUAAAAGUGAUGAAGGUGAUGACGCUGAUGAUGAAGAGGAUGAUGACGAUGAUGAUGAUGAAGAAGAUGAGGAUGAUGAGGAGGAGGAAGAGGAGGAGGAGGACGACGAAGAUGAUGAUGAUGAUGAGGAAGAAGAUGACGAUGAGGAUGAUGAAGAUGAAGAAGAUGAAAUUCCAAAGACUCCUCUGAAAAAAACAGUUAACACUCCUGUGAAAACCAAAAAUCUAGGAGACAAUUCAAAACCACCGAAAAUCUCCAAGACUGCAGUUGCUAUAGACGACAUUAAAACGAAAAUGAAGGCCUUGGUUGAAAAGGGGCAGCACUUACCGAAGACCAUACAGAAGUUUCAGAACUUUAUAAAAAGUUCAUUCCGACUUGAAGAUCAAAAAGUAAUUGAGGAGCUUUGGACCUGGGGUCAGACCCUGAAGCAAGCCAAGUGAGGGGGGCCCAAAAUUGCCACUCAUUUCUCUCAAAGAUCGCCUACAAUUUGCCGAGUUGAUGGAGGUUCUACAACCUAUUUUGUCCACAGGAUAUCUGCAAACCACAUUUUGUUUGAAGUUGUUUCUACAAACAUUUGUAUGUUCAUGUCUUUGGUGACACAGAUAUGCUGUUCUAAAAUAUUGCCAGAGGGAGUCCAAAAAGCAAGUUAAAAUUAAAGGCACGGCCAAUGGAAACAUAGCAAGUGUAUCAGCAUCUUAACAAAUCUGAGAUUAAUAUUUCUAACCUAUUAAUUGCUUUAAGAAAUUACAUGAAACCCUCUCUUCUCCUUUAGAUGCUGAUAGGCCCACUCUGUUCUCAACACUGUCUAUGUUCCUUAAUUUGAUUUUAUAUAGCUCAUAGCCAAUAAAUUCCAUGCAAUUAAAAGCAUGCAAAAUAAUUGGACUAGUUGUUCUUAAAACUACACAGAAUGCCAUGUCCUUUAGACAAUUUCUCUUUUGAUGGCCACUCGAAGCAUACUGUACCUCUUGAGCUUACUGGGACUCCCUGGUGUGGUGUAGGAGGUAGUUCUGGGUCUGAAGCUCGUCGAUCCCUGAUCUCUCAACCCCAAGAACCAAGGAACGGGGAAGAUUGGUCAGAGUUUCUGUUCCUGCGGCAUGAUAGCAUAGCGCUCUACAGUACUAGUGACUCAGGUUCAAUUCACGCCACUGCCUAUAAGGAGUUCAUAUGUUCUCCCCGUGCUCCGAUUUCCUCCCACAGUCCAAAGACGUGCCGGUUAAUAGGUUAAUUGGUCAUUGUAAAUUGUCCUGUGAUCAGGCUAGGGUUAAAUCGGGGGUUGCUGACGGAAUGGCUCGAAGGGCUGGAAGGACUUAUCCUACACUGUAUCUCAAUAAUAAGUAAACAGAUGAAUACAGCGUCAGCGAUCAGGGUUCAAUUCCUGCUGCUGUCUGUAAAGAGUUUGUACAGUAUGGUCUCACCAUUACGGCAAACGUUUCCUCCGGGUGCUCCAGUUUCUUCCCACAUUCCAAAGACAUAGGGGUUAGGGUCAGUGAGUUGUGAACAUGCUAUGUUGGUGCUGGGAGCAUUGCACCACUUGCAGGCUGUUCCCAGCACAUCUUCAGACUGAGUUAGUCAUUAAAGUAAACAACACAUUUCAUUGUAUGUUUCGAUGUGCAUGUGGCAGAUAAAGCUAAUCUUUAUCUCUCCUGACUAGCUGUUUACAGGAAAUUUUAUCCACACAAAGUGCUGAAGGAACUCAGCAAGUCAUACAGUAUCUAAGGAGGGAAAUGGGCAGUUGACAUUUCAGGUCAUCUGGACUGAAGGAAGGAGGGGAGUAUAAAGAGGUGGAGGGAAAGUGUGGACAAAGAUCUGGCAGGUAAUGAAGUGUCUUCCCUUCUUGAGUCUCAACCCAAAACGUUGACUGUUCAACCCGCUGAGUUCCUCCAGCACUGUGCGUGUUGCUCCAGAUUCCAGCGCCUGCAGUCUCCUGUGUCACCAAAAACAAAUUUUUUUUAGAUAAAUUGCCGCGUUGUUUUCCAAAGUUCAAUUUAAUGUUGAGUCUUCACUGGUGAUACCUUGUUCUGAGAUGGCCUGGAAUCUUUUUAAGGAGUCUUGAUCACACCAAAGUUCAAAGUAAAUUUAUUAUUAAAAUACAUACGCGUCACCAUAUUCAACCCUGAGAUUCAUUUUCUUGUGGGCAUACUCAAUAAAUCCAUAGAAUGAUAACCGUAACAGAAUCAAUGAAAGACUGCACCAUCUUAGGCAUUUAACCAGUGUACAAAAGACAACAAACUGUGCAAAUACAAAAAUAAAGAAAUAAUAAUAAUAAAUACAUAAGCAAUAAAUAUCAAGAACAUGAGAUGACGAGUCCUUGAAAGUGAGUCCAUAGGUUGUGGCAACAUUUCAAUGAUGGGGCAAGUGAGGUCGAGUGGAGUUAUCCCCUUUGGUUCAAACGCCUGAUGGAUGAGGUAGAUGGAACUUUUAUCCCUGAACCCUGUCUUUGCAGAGGUUGUCAAAGGUACUACAUAAAUGCAGGUCAACCUUUCCACCUUCGCCUUCUGCUUGUUCCACAAAUGUGUGCAUGUGGACCAAGUGCGAGGUCAGAUCUGUGCGUGGACCAUGAAGGGUCUCAGCCUGGAAUGUCCAACUAAUCUUUCCCUUGGCUCUCGGUGUUACUCUCCGUGGAUGCUGCCUGGCUUUCUGAGUUCCUGCAGCAUUUUGUGUGUGUUACUGUUUGUGGAGUAGCCAGCCAGUGCUGACUGGAUAGGCUGGAAUGUGAAUAGGUGGCCAUGUCACGGGCAUGUGCUGGCAGACUGCUUCUGUUUACUGUCGAGCUUUCUUUUUAACGAUUAGCUUUACUUGUCACAUGUACAUUAAAACAUACAGGGAAAUGUAUCGUUUGUGUCUGAGGAUGUGCUGGCGGCAGCCCUCAGGUGUUGCCAUGCUUCUUACAACUCACCAACCCCAACCCGUAUGUAUUUGGAUAUUGGGAGGAAACCAGAGCACCCAGAGGAAACCCACUUGGUCACAGGGAGAAUGUACAAAGUCCUUACAGACAGUGGCCGGAAUCGAAACCCGAUCUUACAGCUUGUGCUGUAAAGCAUUGCGCUAACCACUUUUCACCCUAUCAGAAUCAGGUUUAUUGUCGUUUACAUAGGUUGUGAAAUGUGUUGUUUUGUGGCAGCAGUACAGUGCAGGCGUAACAAAGUUAUAAUUUUUUUUUAAAUCAUGCGAAUGAGGAAUAGUGAGGUCGUGUUCACAGGUUCAGAAAUCUGAUGGCAGAGGGGAAGAAGCUGCUUCUAAAACAUUGAGUGUGUGUCUUCAAGCUCCUGUUCCUCCUCCUUGAUGCCAGCAAUGAAAAGAGGGCAUCUCCUGGGUGGUGGGGGUCCUUAACGAUGGAUGCCACCUUUUUCGAAGCAUCGACUUUUGAAGAUGGUCUUGAUGCUGGGGAGGCGAGUGCCCAUGAUAGAGCUGGCUGAGUUUACAACCCUCAGUAGAUUAUUCCGAUCCUGCACAGGGUCCUUAUCAUGGAUAGUUUAAGUUCCACAGUUAAGUACCAACUAAAUUGUAAAAGGACUCAAUCUGCUUGCUACCUACUGGAAUAAUUACCUGAAUACCAUUGUUUCCUCCCCCAUCCCUUUAAUCUUCCUUUCCAAAUGUUUGCUUUUGCUAGCUAGAGAUGACAAUCUUCCCCAUGUUUAGUAUGACAGUGGUUAUGCUGAACUGGACUGAUAUCUGGAGGUGUGGAUCAUCGAUCUGUAGACUUGAGUUUGAAUCCCCAUAAUUUCAGCUGGGGAACUUAAAUUAAAAUACCGGCCUUCACUGGGUUACAACAGGGUUCUGUUCCUGUGAACUGUUUAUAACCUGCACAGCUCACAAGUCUGAAAUGUAGCCACAAACAGAGUUCCCACAUGGCAGAAGAUGCCAGCAGCCCUCCUAGUUACCAGGAAAUCCAUUCCCCAGUCUCCCAAACACUCAUCCGUAUGCCUGGGCGGUACAUAAAUUGGGCAUUCGUAGCCUGGAGAAGCUACCAGAUUGUCAUAAAAAGUAUCAGCUUCAAAAAGAAUAUCUAGCCAGAGUGGCAUGCAUAUGAGUCCAGUCGUACCUGUAUGAUUGACUCUUCAUCUCCUACUCUAAUAGCCCAACAACCUAUUGUUUGCAGCCAAUUAGGAAUUGCCAAUAAAUAUCAAACACAAAAUGCUGGAGGAAGUCAGUAGGUAAGGCUGAGUACAGUCAACAUUUCAGGCUGAAAUGUGGAGGGAUAUGGACAGUCAACAUUUUGGGUGGAGACCCUUUACCUGGACUGGCCCAAAUGUCGACUGCCAGUGUUCUUGCCCUGGUCUUACAUGUAUCUCCUUCAUUGGAAUGAUCAAUUUGGGAAUGUUCCUCAAAUUGGGAAUGUUAGGGAACUCAAGAAAUAAGAGUAGGAGGAGGCCAUUCAGUCCUUCCAGCCUGCCCUUCCACUCAAUCCCAUCGUGGAUCUUCUGACCUGAGCCACAAGUCUACAUUGCUACCAGUUCCCCUAUUGCUCUCAAUCCACCACUGUAGAUAAAUAAUCCAUCCACAUCAACCUUGAAUAUAUUCAAUGCCUCAUCCUCCACAGCUCGGUGGGAUAGAAAGCUACAAUGUUCCACAACCCUUAAUUUAGUAAUUCCUUUUCCUCACUGCUUAAAAUGGGUGGCACCUUAUUCCAGAGUAGUGUUCCCACGUUCUACAUCUUCCCAUGAAACAAAACAUCUUCAAAGCAUUAACAGCAACAGGCAUAAAAUUCUGGAGGAACUCGGCAAGUCAGGCAGCAUCUGAGAAGGAAUAAGUAAUGAACAUUUCGAGCCAAGACACUUCAUUAUUCCUACACACAAUAGAAAUAGUUUUUUUGUUCCUUUCUCUCUUCCAUCCAUCUAUCUCUUCCUCUCCCAUCCUCUCACCUUCACACUCCUUGUCUUCUUCUCACCUGCCCAUCACCUCCCUCUGGUUUCCAUUUCUUCCAUGGUCUACUGUCCUCUCCUAUUAGAUUCCUCCUUCAGCCUGUUACCUCUUCCACCACUCCCCUCUCUGCUCCUUCGUUUAUUCCCCCUUCCCCACCUUCUUCCUAACCUGGUUUCACUUAUCACCUCCCUGCUUCUUGUUUCACCCCCUCACCCCCCCACCCACUUUCCCCCUCGCUUAUCACCACCGUGCUCCUUCCCCUCGCCCCACCUUAUUCUGGCUUCUACCCCCUUCCAUUCCAAUCCUGAUGAAUGGGCUCAGCUCAAGACAUCAACUACCUUUUCCCCUCCGUAGACGCUGCCUGACCAGCUGAGUUCCUCCGGCAUUUUGUGUGUGUUGUUCAUGAUAGCCAGCAUCUGCAGAAUCUCUUGUGUUUAUAAUUCACAGCGUUUACCCUGUCGAGACAAAUCUCAACAAGAUCACCUCUCAUUCUAUUAAACUCUAGAGAUAACCCUUCAUCUGAGGAAGUCAAACCAAUGAGCUUUCUCUGAACAUUCUAAGCAAGUGCAUCCGUCCUUAAGGAAGUAAAACAAAAGCAUCUGUAUUACUCCUGAUGAAGGGUCUCAGCCCAAAUCACCGACUCAUUAUUCCUCUCCAUAGAAGCUGCCUGGCCUGCUGAGUUCCUCCAUCAUUUUGUGCGUGUUAGAUUUCCAGUAUCUGCAAAAUGUCUUGUGUUUAGGCAUUACUCCAUGUGUGAUCCCACUGAUGUUCUAUACUCUGACCCUCUUACAUUAAAGGCCAAAGCUCUUUCCACAGCAGAGUACAACAGUAGUGCUGUUCAUAUGCUACUAUUAUUAAUACUGUGUUCAUUAAUCCUUGUAGACCCACCUACAGGUUGAGGUGAUUUUGUACUUGAUUAUUCUGAUGCCCUCUGUAAGAAAACUUGUGUGUUCUUCCUGUGUGCACGUGGGUUUCCUCCGUGUGCUCCUGUUUCCUCGCACAGUCCAAAGACGCACUGGUUAGCAGGUUGAUUGGUCAUUGUCAAUUGUCCCGUGAUUAGGCCAGGGUUAAAUAGGUGGGCGGUGCAGUUCGGUGGGCCGGAAGGGCCUGUUCUGUGCCAUAUCUCUAAGUGAAAUAUAUGCUCAAGGGAAUACCAAAUAGUCAUUCAGUUCUCCAUGCUCCUUUUGUACGGAAACAUUAGUGAAUGAAGAUCAUGGGUUAAGGGUGAAACGUGAAAUAUUUCAGCAGUGGCUCUGAGGACCGAACAGAAUGUGGUUUUCAGAUACUGGAGGUUUUUAGCUGUGUAAAUGUUUUACCCUUUUGCACUGUUCCAUAUUUGAUUGUCAGGAAUCGAAUGGGUGUAACAGGUCUCCUUGUUGUACUUGCUUUCUGAAUAAAGAUUCACUGGUU
Messenger RNA from Mobula hypostoma (lesser devil ray), 6815 nucleotides. It is a transcript of the gene npm1b, whose product is annotated as nucleophosmin 1b. Gene Ontology annotation, cellular component: cytoplasm; nucleolus; nucleoplasm. The transcript is spliced from 10 exons. Gene Ontology annotation, biological process: chromatin remodeling. NCBI's taxonomy places the organism in Eukaryota, Metazoa, Chordata, Chondrichthyes, Myliobatiformes, Myliobatidae. Gene Ontology annotation, molecular function: RNA binding; histone binding; chromatin binding. Bases 47 to 982 code for a protein of 311 amino acids. The record is from RefSeq and is a predicted model, not a curated record.